AUGCAUGGGAAAGGCAGCCGCGGAACCCCAUCCUCUCUCAUCAACCGACAAGACAAGGAGCACUUCUCUGGAUGGUUCAACGGAGAUUUCGGAUUCUUCCUCCCUUGCGUCCUCCGGCGUCGGACCUUCAUGCGUGUCUUUGGAGCAUGGCCUCCACUCGUGUCCCUAUCUCCCGUGGGCCCCACUUGCACUGAGAGAAAAAAUCGAGGAGAGGCUAUUCUCGCUGCUGACCCCUCGCGGCUAAUGGCUGCGAGAGAGGAACAGAUGGCGAUGCGCGGGCCGUCUCCUGGUGAUUUUGAAGGCGGAAGUUUCUCGGAUACGUGCAAGUCGUUCUCCGCUCUCGAAGAUGUGUCUCCUUCUCACGCCAAGGCGGAGGCUGUCCCAGAGAAAGCCUUCCUAGUGUGUUGUCCCGUCCCCGAUGCCGCAGGAGGUGGCGUGUCCUUUCUCACGCCUCGCCCCGGCCUGGCGGGGGACUCGCCCUCGACUACGGAAAGUGCAGGCUCGGUCUGGUCGCCUUCGACGCCGCCGACGAUGGAUUCGGAGUCGCCGGUGUACGGACCCCCCCACUCGCUCUUGCCGGGAGACUCUCACCAAAUGCUUCCUCCCACGGAUGCAGCAGAAACGCUCCCGCCAGCCUACGCUCCCCGCGAGUCCGGGGAGAUAUUUUUCCUCUCGCCUUCCUGCGGCCAGCGCGAAUGCACGCCUGCCGACGCGGCCACGGAGGAAGCCGCGGAGGAUCAGACGCCAGCGGCGGCCCGCCGGCGCCGGUGGGCGUCCUUCGAUGUGCAGGAUUCAGACACGGAUCUGUUCGAACCGGACGACUCGGACCAAGACGAAGACUUUGAUCUCGCCUCGAGCGCACGCGGCGAAGGAAGCCUCAGUCCCUUCGGCGCUCGGCACGGUGCGCGCGCGUGUGCGCGCUUUGCGUCUCGGAGAGCACCGAAGCGACCGGGCGAAGAACACAGUCUCGCGGUAACACGAGGGCGGGGAGCGACUCCUGAGGGCCGAUCGAGUGGGACAGGGGCGGUCGAGAAGGGGAAAAACGCGUCCGGAUCAGACAGAAGAGGCCGUGUGCGGGGCGGGCUCGAAGGCUACAAGGAGCAGUCGGGCAUGGAGGCCUGCCAAUCUUCCAGUCAGAGAGGAGGAAGUUCACGCCAGUCAGACGCCGCCCCGUGCUCUGCUUUCGCCAAUCACAAUCGCUUCGCUGCACUCAGCAACGGCGACGCCUCCGGUCGGGGCGAGCCCCCGCGACCCGCGAAAGGCGGCGUGCAUGCGGCCGAGGAGCAUCGGCCCAGAUCGCAGGGAGGACCUCGGGGCCGAGGACGCCAUCCAGGCAAAGGCAGCGAGGCGGGGCCGGACUCUGCGCGGGCAACUUCCCGGUCUGCUUCCGUGGCGAACAAGGGCUGGGAUGUGCGCGACACGCCUUUCAGCGGGCCAGGGGGCUCCGCUGGAAAAGCCAGCAGAGGCGAGAGUGCCGAGCGCGCGGAGCGCGCGCUGGGGACGCCUGUAGGCGCAGAAGGAUUUGAGCUCUUCAGAAACUCCCUGACGCUCCAGCUGCUCCAGGGCCGCGAUCAGGGGUUCCGCUUCGUUGGCGAGAGUGGCGAGCAUCUCGACCGCGCCGAGAGAAAACAGAACGGCGACUCAGAUGAAGGCUGGGUCAUCGCAGGCCGAAAAAGAAAACCCGUGGCAGAGACCGGCAGUCGACGAUCGGCAGGACGUGACGCGGAGGGAAAGGGAAAAGGGAAGCGCGACGAACGGCCGGCUGUGGAAUGGAUCGCCUGGCUCGAUCCGUGCUCCAGUGCGGCGAACACGACGAAUGUCGACUCGGCGCAUGCUGCUCAAAAAUCGACAGAUGCUGCGCGAUGCGGGCCAGGCCUCGAGGCUGCGAGUGCUGCUGAGACGUCUGCAGGGGAAGGACUGGAGAAAGGCGCCUGCUCGAAUGAACAGCGCGAAGAGAGCAAUGCGCAAGACCGUGACCGAAUUUCAGAGACGGCAGACGGACACGGGGAACCUGCCAGCCACGGCGGCAGUCGAAGAGAAGCAAAGGAAGAAAAAGGAAAGGCGUCAGGCAGCGGCUCUGGGAAAAAGUUGGAGGGAGGUGGGGGAGCGGUGUCGUGGAGCAAGCAACUUCAAGAGGAGUAUGAACAAGGCCUCGAGAGAGUGGGUAAAAUGUCCUCGUGGACGGCGGUGUCUCCGUUCCUCGCUUGGUGGCUGCCUGCGAGUGCAAGCCGAGGCAACCUCCACAAUUUGUGCUUCUUCAAGAACCCAGUAAAGCCUCUUUGGGAGCAUCCGGACAACAUCAAAGGCGGCCAUUUCGCUCUUCGACGGUUCGCGACCAAGGCAACUGUGCAGGAUAUGUUCCUCCUCCUCGCCAGCACAGUUUUGAAGGACGAGCAUCUAGGCGCGGUGCGGCACUGCAACGGCAUCGUCUUGUGUAUUCGGCAACACUGGCGGAAGCACAAAAUCGAGUUUUGGACGGCAUCGCUCGAGAAUGGAGUUCUCAGUCAGCAAGAGAGUCUGCUUCGCCGCCUUCUCAGUCAGUUACCAGGCAACGCAGGCCACGGCAUCGAGAUCGAGUUCAUCUCGCACCGCGAGGUUGUUCAGAGGAAUCAAAUGAAGUUGCUGCGAGCCCGCGGGAAGCUCUCCAAGACGGCAGGCGGGACUGGAAAACCGGUUCCUGCCGGCGCCUCCCACGCAGCGUCUUGGAGCGGCGUUUGCGCGCAGAAGCCGCUGCUUCCCCGCUCUUCCGUUCCAGGGUCCGCGGAGAUUCCUGCGCCGCCGCUCUUGCCUGAGGGGCCGUAUGCACCAGGCGCAAAGAAGAAGAGCUACGAGAAGCGCGGCAGCGGAAAGAAACACGGCGCAGGAUGGGAGCAAGGCGCUGGAGACUGUGGGGGAGGCUGUCAGAACGCUGAACGCGAGUCUGCGCUCCCGCUGCUUGGAGCGAAGAAGAGUGCGUGGGACGCCUCGAGUGCGCUAGAUGGCGAGAGGAGGAGUUGCACGUCGCCCCGCCACGGUGACGGCUCUGGACGCGAGCGGCGAGGGGAGCAUUUGAGUCCCCGCUCGCGCCACGUGUCAAGAAAGAAGGACAGCAAAGAGGCAGGCAGCCAGACGGAGAAAAAGAGACACGGCGCCUUCGGCGAGGGCGACGAAAAAGUGUCUCUCCCCGCGCCUGCGUCUCGGUCCGCGAGCGCCGCGGGAAAUCGCGGCUGUCCACUGCUGCCGGACGACGGCGGUUUGUGUGAUUCAGAGAAUCCAGACAGCUGUCCCCACGGGCAGGGUCCUUCGCCGGCGCUGGGCGAUCACACAGGCCGAGGAGACGCCCCGGGGGAGUCUGCAGCGCCCGCGUGGAGUGGGGACAGGCGCGUGCCGGGCGGGGCCCGGGGCCGUGGCUCGAACCCCAAGAGUGGCGACUUGCCGGCUCUGAUGCAGUCGCCGCCGCCUCUGCUGCCGAGCGACUCUCUCGCGUUUCCAGGACGCCUGCCUGUGUGGCAAGCGAGCGUUGGUUCUCCAGGUGCUCUUCCUCACGCGGGCAAACCCUGGGAAGAAGAUCUGUCGCUGCUGUACAGCGCGGAUUUCCACGAGGAGGGUGAGGAAGCGCGGCGCGGGAGCGGUGCCGGCCUGACUCAAUUUGGAGGUUCUGGGCAAGGUGAAGCGCUGUGCCCGCGCCAUCCGCUUUCUCAAUGUGGCCAGCCUGCGCCGGGGCGGCUGUCGACGUCUCCAGGUUCGACGACGUCCAGGACUCCGCCGGGGAACCCGUCGAGCACUUCGCCGUUGCUGCGGCCGAGUGUCGGGUACCCCCGUCAGGGGCCGCAGCCCCUUGGUCGCCGGGGAGUCGGCGCCUUCUCUCUGGGCUCGAGCUGGCCACGUGGCGCUCCUCAGUCUGGUUCGUACGCCGGCAAAGGCAGCGACGCCUGCGCGUCAGGAACUUCUCAGUCUGCAGGGUGUGCACCGUCGACCGCGUCCCGGUGUGGAGGCGACAGCGCGUUGCGAGCGGCUCUGUCUCGGCAUGUGGACGACGCUCCGACGUCCGUUCCGUCACACCUUUCGCGAGAAGACGCCCGGAGCGUCACCGGACCUAAAUCGGGCAAGACGCGCGUCGGGCAGCAGCCGGGGCAAAACGGACUGGGGCUGCGGAGAGGCGACGACGACCUCGGCGUUUUUCCUCGGGGGUCAGGGCGCGGCGCGUCCCGCGGGCCUUGGCGGACGUACUGCGCGAAUGACGAAGAACAGCGCAGACGCCUCGCGACAAAGAUGGUAGCGCGCAUCGACGUGAAAUCCAUUCCAGACUACUUCAGCAUGCAGCUGGCUGCCAAUCUGGGCGGCGCAUCCAUCGGCAGUGCCGCAGCCCUCCAUGGAGGCGUCGGAGGCUCAGGGAUCUCCGCUGCCGGCCUCACGACCGCGCCGUCCCCGCUGGGGAGCAGCUUUCUCGCUCUCCACGCUAGCGGGAGCGUCUCGACUUCGUCAACGCACGGCAGCGAGGCGGGGAACGACGCUUCGAGCGCGACGGGAGCGAGUGAGGCCGCGGGGCGGGCGCCGCUGUCGGAGGCAAGGUUCGGAACUGUGAGCGCGGCGCAUCCGUUUCCGCUUUUCCCAGGGGUCGGACUCCCAGGUGGAGUCCUUCCCGACGGCUUCUCUCCCCAGCUCCUCGCUUCGCCAUCCGUAGGCAGAGCUGUGGCGGCCGUUCUGCAAGUGCAGCAACUGCCAUUCUCUCCCGUCAUGCAGUCCGUCCAGCAACAACUCGGUUUGAUUCCGCCGAAGCCAGGUGCGCCGCAGGCUGUGGGACAGGCUGCCGGCGGGGUCCAGGGUGGAUUGGAGACCGGUGGCGCGCCUCUGCCCGACAGCUCGAGCUCGCGACGCUCCGCGUAUGAGGACUCUCUCCAGGACUUGUGUCUCCCUCCUUUACUGGGGAACUCUGCGUCACGGCAGACGUCUCCGCUGUCGUCUCCCUCUGCGGUCUCUUCCCAAGAUCUCCCGCACGUGGGUUCGACGACGGACCCGUUCAGACAGGAGGAAGUCGCUCAGUCGGCUCCAGAGAAAGGUCCGUUCUCAAAAAGGCCGUUCGCGUUCAAUCCCCUGGCCGCCGUCUUCCGGCCUUCCUGGGUGUCCGAGCGGUCCAGCAGUCAACGCCCCGGGGCGCCACAGGAGGGUGGCGUCGCCACUGCGUGCGCUGAUCCAAGAGACGAGAGCCUUGCGGAAGGGACCACGGGGGCAUCUGUCGACGAAGAGAAAGGCCAAGUAAGACGCUGCCGAGAAAGGUCUACGCCCAGCGAAGAGCCGAAAGACUACGUGGCUGGCAAGCACACAAUCGCAUCCGUCUGCCAUGCUUUGCCAGCAGCUGCUCAGGCUGUAGCGCCCGCCGUGUCUGCAGACAAGAGCGGACGAAACGAAGCCAUGGAGAGGCCAGAAGACAGGAGAGAGUGA
This is a messenger RNA of Neospora caninum, 5421 nucleotides long. RefSeq lists its product as hypothetical. Gene Ontology annotation, biological process: translational initiation. Gene Ontology annotation, cellular component: eukaryotic translation initiation factor 4F complex. Lineage: Eukaryota; Apicomplexa; Conoidasida; Eucoccidiorida; Sarcocystidae. The record is from RefSeq and is a predicted model, not a curated record. Gene Ontology annotation, molecular function: RNA 7-methylguanosine cap binding; translation initiation factor activity. Bases 1 to 5421 code for a protein of 1806 amino acids. The transcript is spliced from 8 exons.